GGGGAAGGGAAGUCCGUAGGUCUAGGCAUGUGGCCUGCUAGGAGCGCAGUUGGCUUUUCUUAGGGAUGGCUCUUGCUCACCAGAGCCUCACAAAGAUAAUCGCUCAGGAAGUGUUUCAGCCAAUCCCGGGCCGCCUUACACUCCGCUCUGCCGGGCCAGCCAAUCGGGGAUGAGCUCUUAUUAGGCGGCCAGAUCAUCAAGCCGAAGUGCCAAACCCUUUUUCUGUGAGAACUAGGAGCCUGUCCUCCAUGUUUUAUAAGUAUUGACAUUACACAGUGUUAACAAUGCAUCCACAGAGCUUGGCUGAAGAGGAAAUAAAAACAGAACAGGAGGUGGUAGAGGGCAUGGAUAUCUCUACUCGCUCCAAAGAGCCUGCCUGCCGCGACAUGCUCCGCCUUUCGGACCAGAGUAAACCAUUAGGAAGCCUUGCAUGUGGCCGUAUUGGACCCUGUUAAUCUGCCCCGCAGUGGCUCCUGUCCAGACACAGAGGAUGAUGACACACGGGACACAGUCUGCGUGCUGGGACUUGCCUGGGAGUUAAAACUGGAGGAGGAACGUCGCCAGGCUAUCUUUGGGGAUAAUCAGCUUUCCGGAUUCCGUGUUUCAUCCCAGCACCUGCACUCUUCCACGUAGCCCUUCCCUCGCCCGGUGUCUGUAGCUCUCUCAUUUCUCAGCGUGUCAGGUGCGCCAGGCCGCGCCCUCAUGCCAUCCCUAAGCUGACCAGACAGCUGUCGGGCAUGGAAUGGAUUCAGAGUCUUGCAGAUCCUGGCUCCACAGAGAGAACGGCCCAGAAAAGGAAGUUCCCAAGCCCUCCGCAUUCCUCCAAUGGCCAUUCUCCACAGGACACAUCAACUAGCCCCAUUAAAAAGAAAAAGAAACCGGGCUUACUGAACAGUAACAAUAAGGAGCAGUCAGAACUAAGACAUGGUCCGUUUUACUAUAUGAAGCAGCCACUCACCACAGACCCUGUUGAUGUUGUACCGCAGGAUGGACGGAAUGAUUUCUACUGCUGGGUUUGUCACCGGGAAGGCCAAGUCCUUUGCUGUGAGCUCUGUCCCCGGGUUUAUCACGCUAAGUGUCUGAGACUGACAUCGGAACCAGAGGGGGACUGGUUUUGUCCUGAAUGUGAGAAGAUCACAGUCGCAGAAUGCAUCGAGACCCAGAGCAAAGCCAUGACGAUGCUCACCAUCGAGCAGCUGUCCUACCUGCUCAAGUUCGCCAUCCAGAAGAUGAAACAGCCGGGGACAGAUGCAUUCCAGAAGCCUGUUCCCUUGGAACAGCAUCCCGACUACGCAGAAUACAUCUUCCACCCCAUGGACCUCUGCACGUUGGAAAAGAACGCUAAGAAGAAAAUGUACGGCUGCACAGAAGCCUUCCUGGCCGAUGCCAAGUGGAUUCUGCAUAACUGCAUCAUUUACAACGGGGGAAAUCACAAAUUGACGCAAAUAGCGAAAGUAGUCAUCAAAAUCUGUGAGCAUGAGAUGAAUGAAAUUGAAGUUUGUCCAGAGUGUUAUUUAGCUGCUUGCCAAAAACGAGAUAACUGGUUUUGUGAGCCUUGUAGCAAUCCACACCCCUUGGUCUGGGCGAAACUGAAGGGGUUCCCGUUCUGGCCUGCAAAAGCUCUGAGGGACAAAGACGGGCAGGUCGAUGCCCGUUUCUUUGGACAACACGACAGGGCCUGGGUUCCGAUAAAUAAUUGCUACCUCAUGUCUAAAGAAAUUCCUUUUUCUGUGAAAAAGACUAAAAGCAUCUUCAACAGUGCAAUGCAGGAGAUGGAGGUGUACGUGGAGAACAUUCGCAGGAAGUUUGGGGUUUUUAACUACUCUCCGUUCAGGACGCCCUACACGCCCAACAGCCAGUACCAAAUGCUGCUCGACCCCAACAACCCCAGCGCCGGCGCCGCCAGGAUAGACAAGCAGGAGAAGGUCAAGCUCAACUUCGACAUGACGGCGUCCCCCAAGAUCCUGAUGAGCAAGCCCAUGCUGGGCGGGGGCGCCGGCCGCAGGAUCUCCUUGUCGGACAUGCCCCGCUCGCCCAUGAGCACCAACUCCUCCGUGCACACGGGCUCCGACGUGGAGCAGGACCCCGAGAAGAAGACCAUGUCGAGUCACUUCAGCGCCAGCGAGGAGUCCAUGGACUUCCUGGACAAGAGCACAGCGUCACCGGCCUCCACGAAGACGGGACAGGCGGGGAGUUUAUCUGGCAGCCCGAAGCCCUUCUCUCCUCAAGCGUCCACGCCACUCACGACGAAAACGGACAAGACAUCCACCACGGGGAGCAUCCUGAACCUUAACUUGGACCGCAGCAAGGCCGAGAUGGACCUGAAGCAGCUGAGCGAGUCUGUCCAGCAGCAGUCCGCCCCCGUCCCUCUCAUCUCCCCCAAGCGGCAGAUCCGCAGCCGGUUCCAGCUCAAUCUCGACAAGACGAUAGAGAGUUGCAAAGCACAAUUAGGCAUCAAUGAGAUCUCGGAAGACGUCUAUACGGCCGUGGAGCACAGCGACUCGGAGGAUUCCGAGAAGUCGGACAGCAGCGACAGUGAGUACAUCAGUGACGACGAGCAGAAGUCCAAGAAUGAACCAGAAGACGCAGAAGACAAAGAGGGGAGUCGGCUGGACAAGGAGCUCUCCGCUGCCAAAAAAAAGCCCAAACUGGCAAACCCGGUGGAGGUCAAAGAGGAGCUGAAAAGCCCGUCGCCACCCAGCGAGAAAGCAGACUCAGACCCAGCCAAGGAGAAGGCAAGUCCUCAGCCCGAGAAGGACUUUGUGGAGAAAGCCAAACCCUCGCCCCAUCCCACGAAAGAUAAACUGAAGGGAAAGGAUGAGAUGGAUUCCCCAACAGUCCACUUGGGCCUGGACUCCGACUCGGAGAGCGAACUUGUCAUAGAUUUAGGAGAAGACCAUUCUGGGCGGGAGGGUCGGAAAAAUAAGAAGGAACCCAAAGAACCAUCUCCCAAGCAGGAUGCGGUAGCUAAAGCUCCGCCACUGUCCACUACGGCAGGCAGCCAGUCUCCCCCCGACACGCCGGUCCUCACCCGCUCGUCCUCCCAAACUCCCACGGCUGGGGUCACGGCCACCACCAGCACCACGUCCACGGUCACGGCCCCGGCCGCCACCGCCACGGGAAGCCCAGUGAAAAAGCAGAGGCCGCUUUUACCGAAGGAGACUGCCCCGGCCGUGCAGCGGGUCGUGUGGAACGCAUCAAGUAAGUUUCAAACGUCCUCCCAAAAGUGGCACAUGCAGAAGAUGCAGCGCCAGCAGCAGCCGCCGCAAAGCCAGCAGCAGCAGCCUCAGUCUUCCCAGGGGACGAGAUAUCAGACCAGACAGGCUGUGAAAGCUGUCCAGCAGAAGGAGAUCACGCAGAGCCCGUCCACCUCCACCAUCACCCUGGUGACCACCACCCAGUCGUCGCCCCUGGUCACCAGCUCGGGCUCCACAAGCACCCUCGCGUCCUCAGUCAGUGCAGACCUUCCCAUCGCCACCGCCUCCGCCGACGUCGCCGCGGACAUCGCCAAGUACACUAGCAAAAUGAUGGACGCCAUCAAAGGGACGAUGACGGAAAUAUACAACGACCUUUCUAAAAACACUACCGGAAGCACCAUAGCCGAGAUCCGCAGGCUGAGGAUCGAGAUCGAGAAGCUGCAGUGGCUGCACCAGCAGGAGCUCUCCGAGAUGAAACACAACCUGGAGCUGACCAUGGCGGAGAUGCGGCAGAGCCUGGAGCAGGAGCGGGACCGGCUGAUCGCCGAGGUGAAGAAGCAGCUGGAGCUGGAGAAGCAGCAGGCCGUGGACGAGACCAAGAAGAAGCAGUGGUGUGCCAACUGCAAGAAGGAGGCCAUUUUCUACUGCUGCUGGAACACCAGCUACUGCGACUACCCCUGCCAGCAGGCCCACUGGCCCGAGCACAUGAAGUCCUGCACCCAGUCAGCCACCGCCCCUCAGCAGGAAGCAGACACUGAGGUGAACACGGAAACACUAAACAAGUCAUCAUCCCAGGGGACCUCCUCCAGCACGCAGGCAGCCCCCCCAGAAACAGCCAGCACCUCGAAAGACAAGGAGACGUCCGCCGAGAAAAGCAAGGACGGCGGUGGCUCGACCCUCGACCUUUCUGGCUCCAGGGAGACGCCCUCCUCCAUUCUCUUAGGCUCCAACCAAGGCUCUGACCAUCCCCGGAGCAGCAAGCCCGGCUGCUGGAGCGGCAGCGACGAGAAGCGAGGCUCGUCGCGUGCCGAGCUCAACAGCGGCACCAGCGCCAAGAGUCUGCUCCCGAAAGAGUCCCGGCUGGACGCCUUCUGGGACUAGGGACAGGCUGCGCCACAAGCACGCCGCCCCGCGGAGGAAGAAGAAACCAGACCCCAGGAGAACAGGGCGCAGCCAAGAAACGUGAGGCCGAACCUCCGCCCGCAGACUGGGGAACCCCCCGGCUCGCGGGCUCGGCCUCCGCCCUGGGGGCGUCUACACUACGUCACAUCCGGCAUUAGCUUCGACUGAGGACUGUUAGACCCACCCGCCACCGAUGCUUUAGAUGUAAAUAAUGUACAAUUUGUGGAUGUCACCAAACCUAGAGUACCUUCCCCUUUUUAUAUUUGUAUUGACUUUAACUUAUAAAAAAAAAAAAAGAAAAGCAAUGGAAAAAAAAAAAAGCAAAACCCCAACAGCAGAAGGAAUGUUUUGGUGUUGGCGAAGGGGGUGGCCCAUCAGCCCGGCCGUCACACACAGCGCUAAGGGGACUGGGCCCGGGGCUGUCUGCUGCCCAGGGGAACUCGAGCUGCGUUCAUUCAAACCGUUCGGACGGGGCACAGCGGGAUCGUGAGUUUGGGCGCGGAUCCUGUGCUGCCGUGGGCACAUGAAGUCAAGCCCUUGGCCGCUCUCAGCUACGACGUUGCUAGGCUAUCAAAUGCAAGCUGUCUGGACCAGGACACGCGGAGAAACUGGUUUAUUUUAUGGGAUUUAAACGAUGACUCUACUCCUAAAAGGGAAAAACCUAAUGUCCUUGUUUACAGAAGGGAAACAAACAGAAACAAGCCCCACUCAGCUCAGCGGCGGAAGAACACGGAACAUUUCGCGUCACAAGGUCUGAAACGGCGAGAUCCUUUCUUUGCAUUGCGGUUCCUUUAAAUACACUCACUUGGAAAGAGACACACCGCGCUCCUCGGGGGCGAGGACUCAGAGGCAGGGCGCCCGCGGAGGACCCUUGAGUCUGGGGUGAAGCAUGUCUGUAGUAUUUAUAUGAUGGAAUUUUACAUUUUUAUGUAAGCAUGAAACCAAGGCAGUGGGAGAGGACACGCCCGCCAUGCUGUCGGUUACACUACGUAAGCUGUAGUUCCAUUCUGUAUGUCGUGUAAAACUAAACGCAUCGAACAAAGCGGAAGGUGAUGUAUGUAUAUGGGAAAAUUAAUUGUACGAUACCAUUCCAGUACAUUUUGUUGUACAUUUUAGUCUCGUUUACUUUCUCCUCAUUGUCGAUAAGAGGAUGCGAACUGUACAGUGUCCAGCUAGUUACCCACCUUAGAGAAGAAAUAAAAAAAAGAGUAUUAGAAGAAACCAGGAGGGAAAGAACAUUUGUGAAUUGCAGUUGUCAAAACAAAACAAGACAAAACAAAAAAUAGCCUAGCUGGCCUUAUUUGUGAAGCAUAAUUGCUUUUAGCAUAUGGAAGUAUUUUUUCACAUUUUCUUUGUAUAAAAUUUGUAUUAAACUUAAAUAUCUUUUUUGA
Molecule: messenger RNA, 5710 nt
Organism: Phyllostomus hastatus (greater spear-nosed bat)
Lineage: Eukaryota; Metazoa; Chordata; Mammalia; Chiroptera; Phyllostomidae
Gene: ZMYND8
Product: zinc finger MYND-type containing 8
Exons: 24
Coding region: 738-4298 (1186 amino acids)
Biological process (GO): regulation of DNA-templated transcription
Molecular function (GO): protein binding
Source: RefSeq, a predicted model, not a curated record